UACCUUGUUAUGAGACUCGUUGCCAUUCCCCACUCCUUUGUCUCAACACAGAUCCUGAAGCAGCAGAGUGCAACCACACGCCUUAAAGCUUUGCUCUACCACCAAGACACAGUAUGGAAGCCAUUGCCAAGUUUGAUUUCAAUGCUUCUGGAGAGGAUGAGUUGAGCUUCCAAGCUGGGGAUAUGCUGAAGGUAUUGAGCUCGCAGGAAGAGUGGUACAAGGCUGAGCUCAGAAGUCAAGAGGGCUAUGUUCCGAAGAACUUCAUUGAUUUUCACGUUCCCCCCUGGUUUGAUGAGAGGAUAUCCCGCCAUGAAGCAGAGAACAUCCUCAUGAGCAAAGGAGUUGGCUCUUUCAUCGUCCGAGCCAGUCAGAACUCUCAUGGUGACUUCUCCAUCUCUGUCAGGCAUGAAGAUGAUGUGCAACACUUCAAAGUGAUGAGGGAUUCAAAGGGUAACUAUUACUUAUGGACAGAGAAAUUCCACUCGCUAAACAAGCUGGUAGACUACUACAAGACAACUUCCAUUUCCAGGCAGAAGCAGAUCCUCCUGAGGGACAACAGCCGAGAAGAGAAGGAGAGGCAUGGUGGUAGCUUGGAACGGAUGGGCAGGGAAGGAUUCCAUCUGGGUGGAGCAGCUGGAGAAGACCAUUCUUCUAUAUCCAGGAGAUAUGUAGAGCAUCCUAUCCCCAUACUGCAGCAGCAACAGGAUAGAUACAGUGGGAGUCUGGACAGGAAAGAUGGGCUGCAUGGACUAAGGGAUCAUGGCCAAGCAAGUGCAGUAGCUAUGCAACGGAGACACACAGACCCGCUUCAGCAGCAGACACCGCGAACGCUAUGGGUCCGUGCCUUGUAUGACUUUGAUGCUGUGGAGCACGACGAGCUGGGCUUCCGCAGUGGAGACAUCCUGGAGGUCCUGGACAGCUCCAAUCCAUCAUGGUGGAAAGGACGUCUGCGUGGCGAACUGGGUCUCUUUCCUGCCAACUAUGUCACACCGGUGCUCCUGUGAGGGUAAAGCCUGCCCCAGAGGGACCGUGUUGCAGCUGCUCUUCUAACGUGACAGGGACAGAAGAGGGAGUGCAUCUUCCCUUGCCCUCAGGACUUACGUCGGGUUUGGUUCUGUCUUAAUUUAUUGGCAAUUGAUCUUUUGAAAUGUUGGUAUGAAAAGUAACCCUUUGAAGAAGAUAGGAAUUGUUUUCCCCUAUAUUUCACAUCCAUGAAGGGGAAGGAGCAAAAAUCCUGGACUGUUCACUGAGACUUUGCUGGAUCCUCCCUGACCUGUCACUUCUUUGGCUAAGUAUUCAUAACUUCCUGCAAUUAGGUUUGACCUGUGGAAAUGAAUCUCAGACAAGCCAGGAUUCGGUAUUUGGGUAGCCCUGACCCCUUCCUUUUAUAUCUGGUAGCAUUUGUAGUCUCUUCAGGCUCCAUCUCACCUUUCUUUCAGAGGCAGGAGGAACACCCAGCUGAAUUCAAUGGUCAUGUUAAUCCUUCAGGUAGGGAAGGAAAAUGAUGGGACCCUGGGCUGAGGUGAAAGGCAACCUUGACUUUUCUAAAUAGUUUCUGGCUUACACCUCUAGAAAUUUCUGUGGGUAUGGACUGUAUGAAGGGAAAGGGUCCUGUACAAACAAACCAGUGAUGACAGUAUGGGAGGGUGAGAUGCUACUUUAUUUGCUGCUUCUGAUAGUCCCGUUCUUCUUUCUGUGCCACAUAAUAACAACUUGUUCCAUUUUCAAGCUACUCCGUGAGCUAUCUAUGCUUCUAUUGGACACUCUGGUUAGAGCAGGUCAGGCCCUUCAGCUAAAUUAAUACCCAGUCGAUUGGACAACAACAAAUAUUCCUCACUGAUUCCUGUUGUAAAACUGAACUGGGGAGGGGUUAGAGAGAAGAGGUUUUUCUGGCUUGGUGGUAGAAGUUCUUUCCCUGAGAACGUGAGGUGUUCAGGAUGACUGUGUACACAACUCUAACUUGCUAGUGGAAUGCCUCAUCCAACAGGUUAAGCUGUUGCCUUACGGUUUGCAGAGAAUAAAGUUGUGGCCAUCAAA
This is a messenger RNA of Colius striatus (speckled mousebird), 2037 nucleotides long. RefSeq names its product GRB2 related adaptor protein 2 (gene GRAP2). Gene Ontology annotation, molecular function: protein binding. NCBI's taxonomy places the organism in Eukaryota, Metazoa, Chordata, Aves, Coliiformes, Coliidae. The transcript has 8 exons. The record is from RefSeq and is a predicted model, not a curated record. The coding region runs from base 114 to 1004 and encodes 296 amino acids.